Daktulosphaira vitifoliae (grape phylloxera) is the source of this 1823-nucleotide messenger RNA. Its product is annotated as zinc finger protein 569-like. Gene Ontology annotation, biological process: regulation of transcription by RNA polymerase II. Bases 675 to 1592 code for a protein of 305 amino acids. The record is from RefSeq and is a predicted model, not a curated record. The transcript is spliced from 5 exons. Gene Ontology annotation, molecular function: DNA-binding transcription factor activity, RNA polymerase II-specific; RNA polymerase II transcription regulatory region sequence-specific DNA binding. Gene Ontology annotation, cellular component: nucleus. Lineage: Eukaryota; Metazoa; Arthropoda; Insecta; Hemiptera; Phylloxeridae.
AUAGUUUUGUUGCAUUUUAUUGUAUAUGAUUUUAUUUAAUUUUUAUCAAUACCUAAAAAUGGAAAUAUUUUGUAUUAUUCAUUUGGAAAAAAAGUUAUAGUAAAGUAGUUAUUUUCUUCGGAUAUAUCUACUUCAUACUGAUUAAUUCAUUGUAACGCCAAACAGAGUUUUUAUCCGAAAAAUAAUUGUACUUAUUAUGUAAUGAUUGAAAAGAUUUUCAAUUCAUUAUACUUUUUGUAAUAAAAUUUGUGAUUGUAUAAAAAAAGUAUUGAUCCAAUCGUAUAUGGUAUUUUUUUCCCUAUAAUAUAAAAUUACAUCUUCCUGUGUAAUAAUAAAUUACUAGAAGUGGCAUUCUUCUUAGACUAUUGAAAACAAAACGUGAACUAUUUUGAUCCUAAAAAGUUUAAUAAGCCGCAAUGGCCUUUAACAUUCGUAAAAGAGAUUAAAAAGAAAAUUGUAGUAAUAAUUUUUUAAUACUGUUUUUCAGUAAUAUCAAACUAACAUUAUUUCUAUUUGUUGAAAAAUUGACUAUUUAAGUUAAUCAGAACUAAUUUAAAUGCCUUUUAAUUAGUUAGCUUCCUGCCAUCAAACUGUACAAUUUUUAAUCUAUCUAUUUUUCUAUCUUUUUAACAGAGAAACCUAUUUUCUGUACGAAUGGUUGUGGAAGAAGUUAUAUGCGCCGGACUAGUAUGCUUAACCACAUAAGAUAUGAAUGCGGCGUAUAUCCCAAAUACUCGUGCAAUGUCUGUGGCAAAUUGUUUGCUCUAAAUGCUAGUUUGAGAAGACAUCAGCUAUCAUGUCUGAACGUCCCUCCAGAAUUCAAAUGUGAACUGUGUGCAAAAAUGUUUCGACAUAGAGACAAACUAAAAUAUCACAAAGCACUUCGUCAUAAUAUACAAGAUCUUUCGUUUCCUUGUUUAAAACAAUGUGGUCGUAUUUAUAAGAGUCGAAAAGCAAUGCUUAAUCAUAUAAGAGACGAGUGCGGAAUUAUACCUAAAUAUGCAUGUGGAAUUUGCCAUAAACUUUUUAGUUUGCGAGGAAAUAUGAAGAAACAUAUGAUCAAGUGUGGUCAACAUAUUAAACAUUAUGAUUGUCCUAAUUUGUGUGGUCGAAGUUAUAAGGCUCAACAAACUCUGAAAAGGCAUAUAAGAGAUGAAUGUUUUAUAAUACCGAAAUACUCUUGUAGUAUUUGUAAUAAACUAUUUAGUCAAAAAGGUACUAUGGUGAGACACAUGCUUUCUUGCUCUAAUACACCACCAGGAUUUCAUUGCAACGUGUGCACUGCUUGUUUUCGUCGGAAAGAUAGACUUAUACGACACAAGACAUACGUCCACAGUAUACAAUUAUUAUUUCCAGAACUUUUGAAUGUCUUGAUAAAUAAGUGGAUGUGCUCAAACCAAUGCGGAAAAAUGUAUAGACAUAAAGGGGGGUUGAAUCGACAUUUAAAAAUGGAAUAUGGGGUAGUUCCCAUGUUUUUAUGUGAGCUUUGUUUAAAACCAUUUAAGUGCAAAUGUCAUUUUGAAAGUCAUUUGUCAGUUUGUGCUAAUGUUGAUCCUCAGUAUAGUUGUGACUUAUGUAAAAAGUUAUUUUGAUGGAAAAUUUAAACAUAAGGUUUUGAUUCGUGGAAUAAUUGACCGAAGAAAAUAAAUAUUUUUUACAACGUUGUUGACCUUAUGAUUUUGAGCUCACAUUAGUACAUAACAUUUUAUGAGCUUUUAAAUGCAUUAACGGAAGAUGGAUUUGUCCCAAUAAAUGUGGACGUAGUUAUAAAGAGAAGUUUUCACUGAAUCGUCAUUGGUUGAAAGAAUGUGGCGUAGAACCUC